GAAUCCGGCAUCCUCCCAAGGAAGCGGCGAACGGCUCCGCGCUCUCCACGACCGCAGCAGAGCAGAGCAGAGCUGAGCAGGAGGCGGCCUCAGCGAGACAGAGAGGCCGAGGAAAAUAUCUUCUGCCUCGGUGGUCGCGGCUGCUGCCGGCGAGUGAGACGAUGGCGUGCUGCAGGGCCCUCGCGCUCCAGCUCCUCCCCGCACCCGCUCCCUUCCGCGCUUCCGCCCCCCCGCGGGCCCGGGUUAGCAUCCCCCGUCGCCGCGCUCCCUCCGUCCGAUGCUGCGCCGCUGGCGGCCUGGGGGAGCCGCCGCAGGACGCCGUGCUCAAAGCCAUCUCUCUAGAGAUAGCAAGCUCCAGGGGAAGGGUUGUACAAUCAACAAAUGUUAUCAUGGGUGGUACUGUAACAGAUGAUGCAACAGACGAAUGGCUUGUUCUUGAUAAAAAGGUAAAUUCAUAUCCUACAGUUAGAGGUUUUACAGCAAUUGGUACUGGAGGUGAUGAUUUUGUCCAGUCAAUGGUUGUUGCUGUGGAAUCAGUUCUUCAAGAACGAAUUCCUGAGGGCCAAAUAUCCCAGAAAGUGUCUUCAAAGGGGAAGUACGUUUCAGUCAAAAUUGGACCUAUUCGUGUGGUUUCCAGCGAGCAAGUCCAAGCGGUGUACAAUGCCAUGAAGAAAGAUGAGCGGAUGAAAUUCUUUUUGUGAACGACAAUGUCAUGCCGAAUAGAUAACCUCUUAAGAGAGGAUGAAUUAAGACAUUUAAAAUCUAA
Messenger RNA from Phragmites australis (common reed), 766 nucleotides. RefSeq lists its product as uncharacterized. Lineage: Eukaryota; Viridiplantae; Streptophyta; Magnoliopsida; Poales; Poaceae. The transcript is spliced from 5 exons. Bases 162 to 701 code for a protein of 179 amino acids. The record is from RefSeq and is a predicted model, not a curated record.